AGGAGAGUGAAGGAGAGUGAAAGAGUGAAGGAGAGUGAGGGAGAGUGAAGGAGAGUGAGGGAGAGUGAAGGAGAGUGAGGACCGACGAUGCUGCACUCUGAGUCUGAGCCCCAGCUCUACAGUGUGUCCAGGACGCUGUGUGGGAUUUCUGCCCACACACUUUGCGCUGCUUUCACCAUCCUGAUGGCGGCGCUAGCAAAGCCUGGCUCCAGUUUGUUCUCCUGGCACCCGUUCCUCAUGACGCUGGCGUUCUCCUUCUUCAUGACGGAGGCGAUUCUGCUCUUCUCUCCACACUCGUCUCCGGUGGUGAAGCUCAAGCACCAGACUAAAGCUCGUCUGCACUGGAUCCUGCAGUGUCUCAGCACCUCCUGCGCCGUCGUCGGCCUGGGCGCCAUCUUCUACAACAAACACCUCAACGGCAAACCGCACUUCGCCUCCUGGCACGGACUGAUCGGGGUUAUAACGGUGGGAGUCGUCGUGAUCCAGUCGGUGGGCGCGCUGCCUCUUCUGUACCACAAACUGGCCAAAGGCUGGUCGCUGGCCAAGCUGAAGCGCUACCACGCCGCCUCUGGACUCCUGACGUAUCUGCUGGGCAGCACCAGCCUGCUGCUGGGCACCUGCUCCGUCUGGUUCACGGGCAGCGUAAGCGGGUACGUCUGGUACCUCGCCGCUUUCUGCCCAACGCUGGCCGCGCUGGUGGUCAUGAGUCAGGUCACUAAUGCUUACAUGGCCAAGAAACGGCUGCAGUAUUAAGACUCCAACUCUACUUUAGCCAAACAGUGUGAUGCUGUCUGAAGUUUGUUAGAGCAACAGUUUGGGAAAAAUCUUUGCAGUAGAGCUCCGAGGCAGAGUUAGCAGGGCGCUAACGGCGUGCCUUAAUGAUCGUGACUCGCCUCAAACCGUCUGGUUAUUAAAUAGUCUCUAACAGUCUUGAUUGUGUGUUCUCUGACACUGUAUGACUCACUGUUAUCUAUUGAAGCUGUUUUUAGCUACGCUAAUGUUCUUUGGUCCAUUUCUACAGAAAACGGUGUCUCGAGUCAGAAACCACAUAAUCAGGUCUAUUUUAGGUGUUAGACACCGAAGUCCAGAGAGGCCCAUAAAGUAGUUAUAGUUUUCUGGACAGUUAUGUUGAGAUAACGAGUCAAUUAUCUUGUGAUCUCAAGAUAACAAAGGUAUUAUCUUGAGAUAACGAGUUAUCUUGUGAUCUCAAGAUAACAAAGUUGUGAUAACAAGUUAAUU
Molecule: messenger RNA, 1239 nt
Organism: Colossoma macropomum (tambaqui)
Lineage: Eukaryota; Metazoa; Chordata; Actinopteri; Characiformes; Serrasalmidae
Gene: cyb561d2
Product: cytochrome b561 domain-containing protein 2
Exons: 3
Coding region: 88-753 (221 amino acids)
Cellular component (GO): endoplasmic reticulum
Molecular function (GO): transmembrane monodehydroascorbate reductase activity
Source: RefSeq, a predicted model, not a curated record